This is a messenger RNA of Naegleria gruberi, 3795 nucleotides long. RefSeq lists its product as uncharacterized. The coding region runs from base 1 to 3795 and encodes 1264 amino acids. The transcript has 3 exons. The record is from RefSeq and is a predicted model, not a curated record. NCBI's taxonomy places the organism in Eukaryota, Heterolobosea, Eutetramitea, Acrasida, Naegleriidae.
AUGCUUUCUAAAGUUUUUCUUCUACAGGCAUGUAUAGGCACAUGUUUAUUGUGUUUAUUCAUGCUUGGCAUGGUCAGUGGACAAUGUCCUCAUCAAAAAACUGGUUUAGUCAACUUUUCAUCCUUAGUUGGAUGGAAUGUAGCUAAUUCUGACAUUCUCAUAACCAAGGCUGUCAAGUUAAAUGAUUCUCCUCCAAAUAAGCUUCGUUCCAUCACCAUAAAAUCUGGUGGUUCAUUAAUCUUUGAUAAUGUCAAUCUCAAUUUGGAUUUGAAUUUCAUCAGAGUUGAACAAAACGCAAGUUUUAUUAUGGGAAGUUCUUCAUGUCCAAUCACUUCCAAGAUUGUCAUGACAUUCUAUGGAGAUCGUGUCAAUAGUUCUGUGAAUGAUAUGGGUUCUGAUCCAUUUGAUGGCUCCAAUUUGGGAUCCAAAGGUAUUGCCUUUUUAAGUGGUUCCAUUGUCCAAAUUUUUGGUAAAAUUGAUGGUCCAAGUUGGACAGAAAUUGUAAAGAAUGCUACUAAGGGAAGUAAUCAACUUGUUUUAAGGGAUUCAGUCGCAUGGAAAGUUGGCGAUUCUAUUGUGAUUGCCUCAACUGAUUAUGGUGAAGUUUAUGAUUACAGAACUCAAAAGGAAACUUCAUUGAAUUGGGCAAUUGGUGAACCAUUUCCAAAUCAGAAUGAAGAAAGAAAGAUUGUUCAAUUGUUGAAUGGAAACAAGACUAUAGUUUUGGAUGUUCCAUUGAAUUAUACUCACUUUGCAAGUGAUAAUGGUAAAAUUCGUGCUGAGGAUCUUAUUAUGAAUUAUUCAUCCGAAACUUCACUCUUUGGUGGUCACUUUAUUAUUCGUUUGGUCGAUAAGUUUAAUAUGGAAGGAGUUGAAAUUACUAGAUUUGGUCAACAGGGUUUAAUGGGAAGAUACAGUUUCCAUUUCCAUUUAUUACAAAGUAAACCAGCUGGUUUAAACUUUACAGUUAAGGACAACUCUGUCCAUCACAGUUACCAGAGAUGUUACGUUGUCCAUGACACUCACUAUAUUCUCCUCCAAAAUAAUGUUUGUUAUCGUGCUUAUGGCCACAUGUACUUUUUAGAAGAUGGAUCUGAAUAUGGAAAUCAGUUUAUUUCUAAUUUAGGAAUUGACCCUAUUCCAAUAUCAAAGGAAAAUUCCAAAAGAUUAAUUCCAUCUGAUACUUCAGUUUCUGUUUUUUGGAUUACUAAUCCAAAUAAUACCUUUAUUGGUAAUCAUGCAGUGGGUGGUCGUUUUCCAUUUUGGUUUUCACUUCCAUCAUUCCCAACUGGUUUGAGUGCUUUAAGAUAUCCUGCUGGAUCAGUUAAUCCAAGAACUGCACCAACUAAACCUUUCGAAUAUAAUGUAGCUCACAGUUCAAAUGGAAAUGGUCUCCACAUUGAUGAUUUUGAAAAGGCAGAUGGCAAUUCUGAAAUUGUUGCAUUCUACACCAAUAAUGCUGUUUAUUCCAACUUUGUUUCAUAUAAGAAUAGAGUCUUUGGAGUUUGGUGCAGAGGAGGUUAUCUUCGUUUCGACAAUCUCUACUUGACUGAUAAUAAGAUUGCCAUGAAUGCUCCAGUUGGUGCUACUCUUACAGAAGAUAGUAUUUUCAUUGGAGAAUCUGAAAAUGUCGGUGAAUAUUCAUACAGACCGACAGUUGACUUGGGAAAGAGAACUAGGCCAGCUCUCUAUUCUUCCACAUUAUUGGAUAUUAUUAAGGGUUAUGAACAUUAUGAUAUUGGUGGUCCACAAUAUUUGAACAAUAUCACAUUUAUUAAUUUCGUUACAGAUUCGUAUAAGUAUGCAGGUGCUUUAUCUUCGAGAGCUGCCAAUUUUAAACUUCAAACCAAAAAUAAGUUUUCCAAUUUAAAGUUUAUCAAUUCGAAUAGAUAUUUUGCCUUUCCUUAUACUUAUCCAACUUCCUAUGAUAACAUGAAAGGAAUUGCAAUGAUGGACAUGGACGGAACAACCACAAAUAUUACUUCGUUUGGUGGUUGGAUUGUUGGAAAUGAAACUAUUCGAAACUUCCCUCAAUGUCAAUUAAGAAAUGAUUGGAAUGCCUAUCAAUGUCCAUUCUUUGGCGAGUCAUACUCUCACUUGAGAAUUACAACUUGGAAUUGGCCAACUCUUAACACAACUGGAAAGGACGGAGUAAAGAGACCUGAACUUGCCGAUUAUACUAAACCUGGCACAAGAAUGUACUUGGUUGACUUGUUAAGAAAUCGUCAAGCUGAUUUAACUGGAGCUUACUUGACCGGUCCAAUGGAUUACUAUUUACAAAAUAAUGUCAUCAAUAGAGGUUUUUAUGGACUCCGUUGGCCGUAUGAUAUUCCAACUCCGAAGAAUUUCUCAAUUGCCUUGGAUUCAAGUGCUACCAAUGAUUGGCUUGUUUUGGCCAUUCAAUAUCCAAGGAAUUCCAACUUUUCUAUCAAGUAUUCUACAAAUUCGAAUAAGAUGGUUGCUGCUUCUAAUUUUACAACAAUGUUUAAGGAUCCAACUAAUUAUUACUAUUAUGAUGGGUCAACUGAACAUUUAUAUGUCAAGUUACAAAAUCAAGCUUCCAGAACUUCUUACAAAUUGUAUGAUAUCUUUGUAGAUUAUUCAUCUUCUGGUGGAAUUUCAUUGAAUGCCACAUGUCCAAAUGAUAAUUGUGCUCCAUCUCAAUUUUCCAAUCCAAAGAAUCCUGGAGCUACCUACAAGGCACUCAUGAGAGAAGAUCGAUUUGUUGGUAGAUUGGAAACCUGUCAGCAAUCAAAUAUACAACCAUUGGCCUCUGGAUCAACAGUUGGUGGUGGAUUAGUGUUUGCCUUCUUGGAUACAGAAGCAGCUUCACUUGAUUUUACAGUUCCACACAGUUUGAGUUCUAUUGUAACAAGUUUGGAUGUUGGAUUUGGUCAACCUGGUAAGGAAGAUUACAUUGCCACUCCAACUUCAAAGACUGUUCCCUAUUCUCAAAGUAGAUUCGGAUAUAAAUUAUCCUACGAGGAGUGGAAUUACUUGCUUCAGGGAAAAAUGUUUGUAAAAUUGUCAACUAGUGAAAAUCCAAAUGGUCAUUUGAGGGCUCAAUUAUAUUUAAGUAAUGGAACUUCCACAAGUUGUAAUUUACCUCCUUUGGUUUCGUCUGUCAAACCAUGUGACAGUCCUAACGUGAAAAAUUCAUCUCACGUUAUUUCCAUUUACAAUGAAGCUAGUGCUUUGAGUGGAGAAUGGUCAUUGACUGCAUACAGUCCAACCGAUGUCAGAAACUCAUUCUUCAAUGUAUCCUAUAGUCCUGCAAUUUGUGGAAAUACUUCAUUGCAUUUUGGUUUAAGAAAGGGCGAUAUUUCAUUCAACAAGAUUGGUCCAAAGUUGUUUGUUGACACUAGCAUUUACAAAUACUUUGAAUUAUUCAUCAAGACUGCGAAUCCAAUUUACAGUAUUCAAAGUAUUGGUUUCGUAUUUAGUUAUUACAAUAAUUCGAAAUUGGUAGAAGCUGGCAGAUACGUUGCAACCACAAGCAACUUCCAACACUUGUACAAAAUCGAUGGAAACAGAGCAACUCGUGUGAGAAUUCCAGUUUCGUCUUUAAGUUUCGAUCCUGUUCAAUUAAUCCAAAGAAUUACCAUCUACUUGGUAGAUCAAACUAAUUAUGUCGAAUUCUUGGUGGAUAACAUGAGAUUUGUUGGAAUGGAAGGAAAGACUGAAACAACCGAAAGAACAAUGACCAUUUCUCAAUGCAAGAAUUAUGGAAGUGUUUCUUCAUGUGGAAGUUUAGUCAAUCCAGAUCCAGAUCCAUUAGGAAUAAGAAACUUGUAA